AUGAAGCUUCUCUCUGUCGCCCUUGCCAUGCUGGCCGCCUCCACCGUCCAGGCUGCUGCUCUCCAGAAGUGGUGUGCCCACCCCGGCCAAGGCUGCUACAAGGUCAAGCGUUCCGCCGAAGCGGUCGAGGAAGUCAAGCGCUCUGCUGAGGCUCUCGCUGAGGCCCAUGCCGAGGCCCACCCCGUUGCGCUCCAGAAGUGGUGCGCCCACCCCGGCCAGGGCUGCUACAAGGUCAAGCGUACCGCUGAGGCUGUCGAUGAGGUCAAGCGCUCUGCCGAUGCCCUUGCCGAGGCCAUGGCUGCCCUCGAUGAGGAGGAGUAA
Messenger RNA from Penicillium alfredii, 321 nucleotides. Its product is annotated as mating alpha-pheromone PpgA. The transcript has a single exon. Lineage: Eukaryota; Fungi; Ascomycota; Eurotiomycetes; Eurotiales; Aspergillaceae. The record is from RefSeq and is a predicted model, not a curated record. Bases 1 to 321 code for a protein of 106 amino acids.